AUGGCACCAAGUUUACAGCUACUUAUUGAUUACGUGCUGAACGAAGUCGCGCUGUGCGGAAACCAAGGCGCAACUUUAUCGUUUGUUCUCCAAGCCAUCACAGCUUUCUAUCAAAGUCAAUCGCGUGAUGGAACGCAUCAACAGAACGUCGAUCGUCGUUUUCAAGCAAAGGUCUGGAGCUGGCUCACGAAGAACCCAGAGGUGUCUGUGGGCCAAAAGACUGAAUUCAACCAUCUCACGCUGGACGAGGCCGAGCAGCUUGACUCGCAAGCUCCCGAGGCCGAACCAAAUGCCGACCAAAAUCAUCAAUCGCACCUUCGAAUUUUUGUCUCAAGUGAGCGAACAUGGUUCGCUAUCACUGGACACGAACCAGACGAAAGUAAGGUAAUGCCGCUUGAACUCGUCCUGCUGUCAAUUAUCGCUUCCCGCAAGUCGGAAGGUAUUGUACAGCCAGAAUUGGUCAAGCUCAGUGGCCAGGACAAACGGUCCGUUCCUACCCGCACGGAUAAGUUACAAGCCAAGGGAUACAUCGAUAAGCGUCCGGUUCAGAUCAGAGGGUCUCGAACAAGUCUCUGCACGCUGAAACGGUUCUUGCGCUCCACUGCCAACGAAGGAAACGGACAGUCACCGGAACAAUCCCAGGCAAUGGCGAUGAUCGACUUUGACGCUUUCAACGACAAACUAUUUGAGAUUCUUCGGGAACAUCAAAUUGUUACCCGCAAUGAUCUGAAACGGCUUCUGGGAUUCGAUGACCCUUGGCGGUGGCGGAUUUUGUCUCGUGCAAUUCGCAAGUAUGAGCGAAUAGGUGUUUUGAAGCGCGUGAGAGCGAAGUCACAAUACGAAAAGCUGCACCCCUGCAUCAAGCUUCAACGGGAGCCCACAGAAACGGAUCUGAAAAUGUUCCAUGAAUUUAAACUUGAUGUCCUGGACAACAACGGGGUGAGGGAUCUCGGUGACAUAGACCAAGACGAGCUGGAUAUUGCAGGCAAACGUGAGCUUGAAGCAGACGAAGGUGCACUCAACCUGAUACGAGAGCACGUCGAAGAUGUCGGACGGAUGGUGCCGAGUUGGAAUCCAGAACGCAACACCCACAACCAGAUGUUUGACAUCAUUGAGCGAACGGGUACCUCGGGAAUGACAAACCAGGAAGUCGCCCGAGCUCUCUUCGGAAACUUCUACAGGAGACCUACAGAGAAUAUCUUGCAACGUCUGGUCGAUCUUUGGCAAAUGUCCCAACCGCUCCAUCUCCGCCAUUUUGCAAUCGUGCGAGAUAUGGCAAUGCAAAAGACCACCAUGUUCUAUGUUCAUUAUGCUGGACACAAUUUCGCAAAGCUUGUGGAAGCUGGCCAGGCGUCCUGGGAAGCGGUCGAAUUUCCAGAAAAGAAGGCUAAAUCAUUGAAAAUUGACAUUCCGCCCUUCAAUGAACCCUCUAAGAGCUUCUUAGAGAACCCAAACGCUACUCUACGUGACGGGAUCGUCAAUGCCAAUCCAUCGGAUUACUUGCUUUCUACAAGCGAUCCAUUUGUCGUUCGACUCCCUGACGGCAGAAAUGUUGUACGAACCCGUCUCGACAAGCUUCCCCCUGGGUCCAAACUACAUAUGGAUGUCCGCCCGCGGUCAAAGGGGCGCCCCAAAGGCGUUCUCAACAAAAAGACGAUAGCAAAGCUUGCUAAGAUAGCCGAGGCCAAAGGACUUGCAGCGAGAGAAUCUGAAGUUAGAGAAUCCGCAACCGAAGAGUCUCCACGCGAAGAAUCUGCAGCCAUUGAAACUUCGGCGGUUGAUCCUGCAGCCCCAGAGCCGGAACACCAAUCCACAUCCAAAAAAGCUCCUGCUCCGGAUGAUUGGAAACAUGCUAUUCCGCGGAAGAUAAGGAAAUCAGCCGCUAGGGCCAAUGAAUUCCAGGGAAUGUCGAGGAUAGAGAAGCUCAAAGCACUCGGCAUGGAUGAAAGCUGGACUGAGUACAAGGUUCAGCUCAUGGACAUGCCUGUACCUGGGGUGUACAUUACCCCCCAUGGGCGAAGAAGGCCCACUGGCAAGGCCCGAGGUCGACCUAGAAAGAGUCGAAUUGCAGUUUUUAAAUCACCAAAACUGGCCGAAUUCCCUUGGUUUGUCAAUGACGACCUUUCGGAUGAUGAAAUGCAAGAGGACAAUACCUCAGCUCGCGCGUCGGAGUCCGUUUCCAAUGAAAACACAGCUUCAAAUACUCGCUGGCCCACUUUGAACUCGCCCGCACCGUCAUCAAUACCAAACACGAAUGAUCCGGAAAGCGGAAGACCCUCAAAGCGUCCUCGUCUUGGAGACACCCAAGGCGAAAUCGAUCAGGUAUCUUUGGAAACGUCCGAAGGAACUUUGCCAGACAAUGCAGCUCGAGCGAGUACAGAGAAUAUGACUGCAGUUACUACACCACGUCAUCGAGACAAGAGUGGUGGUAGUGUACAUCCACUCGAGGAUGAGCAAAACCAAACGCCUUCAAAACGACGCCGUGUUGGAGCUUCCAACCCAAGCCCAAAUAAAGACACAGCUACAGCAUCCUCACCGGUCAAGCCAUUUGAACACUUUGCACCUCGUGGAAGUCCUGCGUAUCCCCAACAGUCGAAUACCACCAGGAAAGGCCCCCGGCAGCAUAAGAACCUCCUUAGCACAGCUGAAGCACAGCCACCCGUCGCACCCCCGAGGCCUCUAAUCGAGAGAGGCGGGUCGAUUAGUUUCCUCCGCAGAAAGGUGAUCCUGGAGCUUAUGGAAAGGGCUGGUGGCGUGUUCCCCACGGGCGCUGCGCUUUGGUAUCCAUUUGUUUCGGAAUGGAUGAAGGCGAGGCCCAAGGAGAGACCAGAUAUGCGGACCAUCAAUACUGCGGUCAAGGUACUGGUUGAUGCCGGUCAGAUUCGGCAGUUAACAUUCAGUGGCAGAGACAGAAAGGGUGUGAUGGUCACUAGAACAUUGUUGAUGAAGUCGGAGCUCUCUCCCGAGGAUGCAAGGGUCAAGAAUCUGCAGAGUAAAAUGCUAGCCACCGAUGUCCACGAACCGAGGCCGAUCUUCUCAGAGAAUGUGGUAUUGGACCCCGGAUUGACAAGAAGCGGACGUCGACAAACAGGCGAACCACCCAAACAACAGAAAUUCAGAUUUCCUUUGGAAACUAAAGCUACGGUCACUUUACAUCAAAAGCCUGCAUUUGCGAAGGCCGCAGAAGCACGAAGAGGGAGAGCAAUCCAAAAACGCCUCAUGCGGGGCUUGCAAGCCGAGGCCGACGCUUUCAUGUUGGACGAGGAGAGUGAAAGGCAGUAUGGAGUCCAGCGGCUUAUGACAAUUGCACGACCCCCUGUACUAGACAUGAAUGUCCACCCGCUCACCUCGGUCAUUCGCCCUGACAGGAAAUCGGCCCGGAAGGGAUCUAUCAGGCGCCUCGAUACUCUCAUCAACCCCAAGCAACGCAUGAGGCCAAUCUCCAAUAUCAGCCAAUAUGCCCUGUUAAUGGCACCGGUGCAGGAGUUCCAUUCAACCAGUGGCACAUUUUCCACCGGCUCGUGGCUCAUGAAAUCAAAGAAAGCAAAGCGCGGUGUCACCGCUGAGCAAUUCGUCAGCAAAUUGACUGAAUUGGCCGACCAGUCACAGAUCUCAGACACCUUCAACGCAACAGCUGAUAAGAUUAUGAAGUGGGAAAUUGACCACGAGAACGUUUUCAACUCCAAUCUUGAGGGCAUGCAAAACAUCAACCAAACUCUACAGGGUGAAUUCGAGACAGAGCCAAUCAGCGGGGAAAUUCGAUUUGAGAUAGACAUGCCUCGACCGUCGCCACUUCCAGUUCCAACGCCUAUGGAGACGCGGUCGAUCACUUCCCGUCGCCUACAGACCGAUGAUACAUUCCAGCUCAAACGAAAGAAGCGACGUAAGCCGCGUCCCAACCGCCGUUUGGCCGCACUUGAUGAAGUUGCAACACCUGAUAAAGACAGACCCGCACCUCGCCAAUUGGUUCGUCGGCAGACACGCAGUUCAAUACCCGAGCAACUGCUCCGAAACAUCAUGAUCGCCAUAACAGCCGUCCGCGUGCUUACUGGUGGAUUGGAUGCAAGGGUUGUCGAGUGGAAUCUCGUAACACGUGCUUUCCCAGAGCACGACCCAUCGGCGAUGGAACAAAAGGCACGGCGGUGUCUGAACAGAAAUCGUCUACAGAUUGCGAAGAUGCAGAGGGACUUUCAAGAACGGUAUCUUGAAGCCUAUGAGAAGGGUCUGGUUCCGACCAUUGACUACAACGAUUUGGAAAACUACGACUGGCCUGGUGUUGUAGAGUGGGCAAGCACUCACUUAGAUGUUCCUCUUUCCCAGAGCAUCCCAGAUCUUCCUGCAACACGCGAACAGUUUGACGCUGUGUUCGAGCUGCGCGAGGAACCUCUCACAGCAAGCGACGAAGUCUAUCAGUCCGUGCAUGGUUCCACCAUCAACCAUAAGCGCGCUCUUAUGGCCCGCACUCCAUUCGCUGUUCCUGUGAUUGAAAAAGAACAAGCCGGACUUACUGUACGACAGAAGGGCGUGGCACGUCUUGAGGAUGCAAAGUCCUGGGUCCGCGCAAACAUCAUCACCUCGGAGGAGACCUACAAGUCUGCCGAGGCAGCCGACGUCCUGAACCGCAUUGGCGAGCCGCUCAUCACAGAUGCCACACAGGCGCUGGUGAACGAUCGCGUCAUCACCAUGACGAACAGUGGCCGCAUCCUCCCGGGCCGCAACUACGAUAUCUCAGAUAACUUCCUGCAGACGCUCAGCCGCAAACGCGCCGUCGACAGUACCCAACUCGUUCGUGCUGCCCAAUUCAAAACCACGAUCCUGGACCCGCAGCUCCAGAACCUCGGCAUCUUCGAUGUCAAAUAUAACGCAGAAGACGGCGACAUUCUCGCCCUCAUCAACCUUGCUACGUCUGGCCGUGUCGAAUUACGGCCUUCUGGUGCACCCCGCGACAAAUUCGGUCUUACAGAUGGUGGAUAUCUCACGCGGCAAAUGGAUAAAACUCGUCUCCGUUUCCCUGUGAAGGUCCUUCCCACCGAAAGCUAUGUCUACGGAAAUCCCAUCCUCGAACAGACGACAUCUAUUCCACCUCCGCCGCCGCCGCCUGUAUCACCAUACACAGAUCUGGGACGCAGGUGUCCAAUGUGGUUCGAUAUCCACGGUGAGCUUGUCCCUCGUCUCUGGACAAUGGCUAUGGGUGCCGUCCUCGGGUGCAUGGUGCUUCGACCCGGUGUCAAUGCACGCAGCAUUUCCAACAUGAUGAAGCCAACACUGGCCCCGUGGGAAGUUAUUCUAUUGUUGCGAUGGUUGGCCGAAGUGGGUGCGGUCAAAGGAGAUGGAAAUGACGAAUGUGCCGCCUGGCGCUUGCAAGAAUGGUGGUGGAUGGUUGUGUCCUAA
Messenger RNA from Penicillium canescens, 5391 nucleotides. RefSeq lists its product as uncharacterized. Gene Ontology annotation, molecular function: DNA binding. The transcript has 5 exons. Lineage: Eukaryota; Fungi; Ascomycota; Eurotiomycetes; Eurotiales; Aspergillaceae. The coding region runs from base 1 to 5391 and encodes 1796 amino acids. Gene Ontology annotation, cellular component: transcription factor TFIIIC complex. The record is from RefSeq and is a predicted model, not a curated record. Gene Ontology annotation, biological process: transcription initiation at RNA polymerase III promoter; 5S class rRNA transcription by RNA polymerase III.